AUGGCUGGUUGGUCUGCUGAGAAUGCCACAAAAGCUUUCCUCAGAGCCUUGAAAAUGGGAAAAGUUGGCAAAGAGCCUGAUGUCGGAGAGUUCAUAUCAGCAAUUGCAGCAGGCAACAAUGCACAACUCAUGGUGAUGGUCUGUGCAGGCAUUGCUGGAUCAACGACCGCAUUAGCAUUAGUCGCUGCAGCGCAUCAAACCGGAGGCCGUGUUGUCUGUAUUCUACCAAGGCCAGACGGAUUGCAGGCCUCCAAAAUUGCACUUGGAAACUACUCCAACUCUGUUGAGUUUGUAACUGGGGAGGCCAAGACCCUACUGUUGGAUGACUAUAAAGAAGCAGAUUUUGUGCUUAUUGACUGUAAUAUUCACCACCCAAAAGAGGUUUUUCAAGCGGCAAAGAAAAGCUCAGAGCUUGAUGGAGGUCUUGUUGUGGGUUACAAUGCCCUUCACAGGGAAUCUAAUUGGCAGAGCGAUCAUGAAUUGAAGGCACAUUUUCUACCCAUUGGAGAGGGCUUGCUGGUCACUAGAACUGGUAAGAGGCAUGGUGGUGGUGGAAAUAGAAGGGGUCAUUGGGUGGUUAAAAUAGAUAAGUGCACUGGGGAAGAACAUGUAUUUAGGAUUAGAGAUCCACAAAAGAAAUGGAUUGAAGCUUGA
Ziziphus jujuba (common jujube) is the source of this 654-nucleotide messenger RNA. RefSeq lists its product as uncharacterized. The transcript is spliced from 2 exons. The record is from RefSeq and is a predicted model, not a curated record. The coding region runs from base 1 to 654 and encodes 217 amino acids. NCBI's taxonomy places the organism in Eukaryota, Viridiplantae, Streptophyta, Magnoliopsida, Rosales, Rhamnaceae.